AUGAGUGAUCCUGGUGCUCACAACGCGGAAGGACAAGUGUUGUUCUCGCCUGAGUUUGUCGAGAACAUCACUACAAAUGCUUGUAAUGGUAUUAUGAAGUCUGUAAAGGAAGCCGUUGAUAAAGAAGCUGAGGAGAAGGGCGUCAGCACUCACUAUGUUGUCAGACCUCCCAGCAAUAAUGUUAAAGUUGAGCUCGCCCGGUACGUUCGUGAUUCUCUGUCCAACUACGUAGUUGUUGGUCCCAGUAGUGAUUGCACUGGUAGAAUGGGUCAGUGGCUCGCCAG
Messenger RNA from Perkinsus marinus ATCC 50983, 284 nucleotides. RefSeq lists its product as hypothetical. The record is from RefSeq and is a predicted model, not a curated record. The transcript is spliced from 3 exons. NCBI's taxonomy places the organism in Eukaryota, Perkinsozoa, Perkinsida, Perkinsidae. The annotation marks the transcript as partial.